This is a messenger RNA of Euleptes europaea (tarantolino), 923 nucleotides long. It is a transcript of the gene THAP7, whose product is annotated as THAP domain containing 7. The coding region runs from base 18 to 923 and encodes 301 amino acids. Gene Ontology annotation, biological process: regulation of DNA-templated transcription. The record is from RefSeq and is a predicted model, not a curated record. Lineage: Eukaryota; Metazoa; Chordata; Lepidosauria; Squamata; Sphaerodactylidae. Gene Ontology annotation, cellular component: nucleus. The transcript has 4 exons.
CCUGCUUUUUCUUGCAGAUGCCCCGUCACUGCUCCGCCACUGGCUGCUGCACCCGUGACACUCCCGAGACCCGCAACCGUGGCAUUUCCUUCCAUCGACUGCCGAAGGACAACCCCCGGCGGGCCACAUGGCUGGAGAACUGUCGCCGGAAGGACAUGAGCGGCCAAGGUCUUUGGGACCCUGCCUCCAAGUAUGUUUACUUUUGCUCCAAGCACUUUGAGAAGACUUGCUUUGAACUGGUGGGCACCAGUGGCUACCAUCGGCUCAAGGAAGGCGCUGUCCCCACUAUAUUCGAGCUCCAUGCCAAGCCGCGACGGAAAUCGAAGCUGGGCAGCUCCAAGCUGGCAAGGCGUCGGCAGAAGCAGAGCUGCGGCCCUUGCCCUGAGGAGGACCCGACCCCGUUGCCCAUGGACAUCUCGUGCUUCCCCACGCAAGAGCUCCCGAGCCCUGUGGCGGCACCCACCAGCAGGGAACCCCGAAGCCAGCCCGUCCUUCCCGGGCCGGAGCCGGAAAGCCUGGCCCCCCUCUCAGACAUUUCCCCAGACCAGUCGCCAGCCGCCACGGGCCAAGAGGAAGCCUCUCCCUCUCCGGCGCUCCCCGAACCCGUGGGGCACCCCGCCCACCCCGACUCCCUCUCCCUCUACAUGCUGCGCCUCCCUCCCCCGGCCGGGGCCUACAUCCAGAACGAGCACAGCUACCAGGUGGGCAGCGCCCUGCUGUGGAAGCGGCGCGCAGAGGCGGCCCUCGACGCGCUGGGCAAAGCCCAGAGGCAGCUGCAGGCCUGCCGGCGCCGAGAGCAGCGGCUCCGCCUGCGCAUCUGCGAGUUGCAGCGCGACCAGCAGCCACAAGGGGCCGACGCCCACCGGCGGCUGAAGGAACACCUGCAGGUCUUCGAGCUGCAGCUACUCGACGACAUAGAGUGA